AUGACCUUCGCGUUCCCCCGCGUAAAUCGCGUCUCAGGCAGCAGCUCUCAAUUACGCAAAGGCUGGCCCUGGGUUUCACUCUUUUACGCUCAUCCAGACAAUCUGAAGGAGAGAGAAAACAUGGCUGACGACAGUUACACGCGAGAUGAGGAGAAUAUUGAGGAGGAAGAGGUUGACGAGACGAGCUUUCGGGCCGUCAAGGAUGCUAUCCUCUUUGCGAUUGAUGUCAGCAGCUCGAUGCUGGAACCCCGUCUAUCCGAAGGUUCCAAGAAAUCCGGUGAAGAAUCACCUACAUCGGCGGCUCUUAAAUGCGCGUACCAUUUGAUGCAGCAGCGCAUCAUAUCCAACCCCCAUGACAUGAUUGGCGUCUUACUCUACGGCACCGAAUCGUCCAAGUUCUACGAUGAAGAUGGGGAGCACGGAGGUGACCUCUCAUACCCGCAUUGUUAUCUCUUUACCGACCUCGAUAUUCCAUCGGCCCAAGAGGUCAAGGAGCUACGAGCUCUAGCAGAAGAUGAAGAGGAGGCUCGGAAGAUCUUGAAACCGUCGAAGGAGCGUGUUUCGAUGGCGAACGUUCUGUUCUGCGCCAACCAAAUCUUCACCUCGAAAGCCCCGAACUUUCUCUCGAGACGCCUGUUCAUUGUGACCGAUGAUGACAAUCCGCAUGGAGACAGCAAGUCGCAGAGGUCUGCGGCCACAGUUCGUGCACGGGAUCUAUACGACCUGGGUGUGAAUAUCGAACUCUUCCCUAUCUCUCGGCCUGACCAUGAAUUCGAUACCUCUAAAUUUUACGACGAUAUCAUCUACAAAACUUCCCCCAGUGACGGUGAAGCCCCUGCCUAUCUCCAGCCAGACACGAACACUUCGACGGCUAAAGGAGACGGUAUCUCGUUGCUGAACUCUCUCUUGUCAAGCAUCAAUUCCAGAUCCGUGCCGCGACGGUCACUUUUCUCAAACGUUCCUUUGGAAAUUGGACCCAACUUCAAAAUUUCUGUCAAUGGAUACCUUUUGCUGAAGCGACAGGAGCCGGCGCGGAGUUGCUAUGUCUGGCUUGGGGGAGAGACACCUCAAAUAGCCAAAGGCGUAACUACCCAGAUGGCCGAUGAUACAGCACGGACAGUGGAAAAGUCAGAGAUAAGAAAAGCUUACAAGUUUGGAGGAGAGCAAGUUUCCUUUACUCUCGAAGAAUUGCAGGCAUUGAGGAACUUUGGGGACCCCGUGAUCCGCAUCAUCGGCUUCAAGCCCCUGUCUGCCCUGCCAAUCUGGGCAAAUGUUAAGCAUCCCUCCUUCAUAUAUCCUUCUGAGGAAGACUACGUCGGCUCCACGCGUGUGUUUUCGGCAUUGUAUCAAAAACUCCUGAAGGACAAAAAGAUAGCCCUGGUUUGGUUCAUUCCUCGCAAGAAUGCAGCACCGGUGCUGGGGGCUAUGGUUGCUGGGGAUGAGAGAAUUGACGAGAAUGACGUGCAGAAAGUUCCGCCUGGGAUGUGGAUUAUUCCUCUUCCCUUCGCAGACGAUGUGCGACAGAAUCCCGAGUCCAGCAUGAACGUGUCACCGGACUCUCUGACCGAUGCAAUGCGCCAAGUCAUUGGACAACUGCAGCUUCCAAAGGCUGUGUACGAGCCCCACAAAUAUCCAAACCCAGCCCUUCAAUGGCAUUACCGCAUAUUACAAGCCCUGGCGCUAGACGAGGAUCACCCAGGAGAGCCAGAAGACAAGACGAAACCGAAAUACCGGCAGAUCGACAAGCGUGCGGGUGACUAUGUUCUUGCCUGGUCCGACGAACUUGAUGCCACUUUCAGCAAGAUGUUUGGCGGCACCGCCGCUACAAAAUCAACAUUGGUCAAGCGGGGUCCAAAAGACGGCGCAGACAGCGCCGGUGAUCCCCCAGCAAAGCGGGUGAAAAUUGAAGACAGUACUGGUGGUGCCGAGAGCGAAGUAAAACGUUGCUACGAGAAGGGGAUGCUGUCGAAGCUCACGGUGGCUGUGCUGAAAGAUUUCCUGGUUGCCCAAGGCCGGUCCGCGGCUGGGAAGAAAGCCGAUCUCGUGGACCGAGUCGAGCAAUUUUUUGAGCAGAAAUGA
Messenger RNA from Penicillium canariense, 2079 nucleotides. RefSeq lists its product as uncharacterized. Bases 1 to 2079 code for a protein of 692 amino acids. Lineage: Eukaryota; Fungi; Ascomycota; Eurotiomycetes; Eurotiales; Aspergillaceae. Gene Ontology annotation, biological process: double-strand break repair via nonhomologous end joining; cellular response to gamma radiation; cellular response to X-ray. The record is from RefSeq and is a predicted model, not a curated record. Gene Ontology annotation, molecular function: double-stranded DNA binding; damaged DNA binding; DNA helicase activity. The transcript is spliced from 5 exons. Gene Ontology annotation, cellular component: nucleus; Ku70:Ku80 complex.